CAGGCUUAGGGAGCCCUUUGCCGCCAUAGCCAGACCUCUCACGGAGCUCCCAGGGUAGUAGUAGUCCCGACCUCAUCAUCUUCUGUCAGCAGCGACGAUGGUAGAAAAGGCUGCAAAGAGCCGCAAGGCCGAGGUGGUUACCCGUGAGUACACCAUCAACCUGCACAAGCGUCUCCAUGGCUGCACUUUCAAGAAAAUGGCACCCAAAGCGGUGAAGGAAAUCCGUAAAUUUGCGCAAAAGGCCAUGGGCACGAGUGAUGUAAGGUUGGAUGUAAAGUUGAACAAACAUAUCUGGAGUAGAGGUGUGAGGAACGUUCCUACCAGGGUCCGUGUGCGCAUCGCCAGGAAGCGCAACGAUGACGAGGACGCAAAAGAAGAAUUGUAUUCUUACGUCUCCGUCGCCGAGAUCCCCCCAGAAGGAUUGCGCGCUUUGGGCACGAAGAUUGUAGAAGAUGAGGAUUGAGUCUUGGUUUUGUAACGCGGGCACUAUUAUAUCCAUUGUUGUUUUCUGUUUAAUCCAUAUCCGGGAUCAAUUUUUAUUCAGAUGUGCUUAUGAUUGGCUGUUAAAAAUGCCAACCUCGUUUUCAAAUAUAAGUUGAUCAGUUGCUGGUCGCGGUUUUGACUCUAGUUUUUAAUGUAUUUUUUUGAGUUCCUUACUAAAUCACCACUCCAACAUCCGAGAUGCGCGACAUCUCAUCCUGGUAUUAGAGUCCAGAACCAUUGCCUCGUUCUUGUAAUAUUACAGGGAUGCAAUGAAUUGUUAUUCUGGUCAGAUUUACAAUUUA
Molecule: messenger RNA, 785 nt
Organism: Physcomitrium patens
Lineage: Eukaryota; Viridiplantae; Streptophyta; Bryopsida; Funariales; Funariaceae
Product: large ribosomal subunit protein eL31
Biological process (GO): cytoplasmic translation
Cellular component (GO): ribosome; cytosolic large ribosomal subunit
Molecular function (GO): structural constituent of ribosome
Source: RefSeq, a predicted model, not a curated record